Molecule: messenger RNA, 1134 nt
Organism: Metarhizium robertsii ARSEF 23
Lineage: Eukaryota; Fungi; Ascomycota; Sordariomycetes; Hypocreales; Clavicipitaceae
Exons: 5
Coding region: 1-1134 (377 amino acids)
Biological process (GO): protein phosphorylation; spliceosomal complex assembly; regulation of mRNA processing
Molecular function (GO): protein kinase activity; ATP binding
Source: RefSeq, a predicted model, not a curated record
AUGAUUGAUGAUACACAGCUCCUGGAAGAGGAAGGGCUACCAGAAUAUGAUUAUCAUCACUUCUACCCAGUCCGACUUGGCGAAAUUUUCAAUGACAGGUUCCAGACAGUAGCAAAGUUGGGCUAUGGGUCGUCCUCUACCAUAUGGCUAGCUCGUGAUCUCCAAGAGCAUCAAUAUGUCGCCCUCAAAAUUUAUAUACACAACUCAGCUCAACACCGGGAAUUGCCCUUUUAUGAAAAACUAAGCAAGGCCUCGCCAAGCCGGCAUAUUGGUGCAGAAAACAUAAGGAAGCUACUUGGCUCAUUCAAGGUCAACAGUCCUUUUGGCACCCACAUCGUCCUAGUGCUUCAAGCCUCUCAAAUGAGUUUGCGUGAUAUGGACACUGUUUUCAUGCAAGGUCGUGGAUUUAAUGAAAACUUCGUCAAGAGCGCUAUCAAGGAGCUUCUACAGGCUCUUGAUUUCUUACAUAGCAAAGUCCAGGUCGUGCACACUGAUAUCCAUCCCGGUAACCUACUUCUCGGUAUCGAGGACGACUCUUUAUUUCGGACGCUAGAGGAUACUGAAAUGACUAAUCCAGUUCCGCGAAAGAAGGUUUUCGAUCGGACCAUCUACUCCUCUCGACUCAUGAAGCCGAAAGUUGGGCCACUCCUUCUAUCCGACUUUGGAGAAGCCAGACUUGGGCCUGGGCCUCAUGCAGGAGACAUCAUGCCCAUUAUGUAUAGAGCUCCGGAGACGCUAUUAUGGAUUCAAUGGAGCUAUACUGUCGAUAUCUGGAGCGUUGGGCUCACGGCAUGGGAUCUCUUGGAGGGUAAAACACUGUUCAGUGCCAGAAACGCCGACGGCAGUUUUUCAGAUGGCGUGCAUUUCUCCGAACUUAUAGCCGCCCUCGGCCCACCUCCCAGAGACCUGUUGAACCGGCACCAUGAGCGAGCACUUGAAUACUGGGACGAGAACGGGAAUUGGGGAGGCUUUGUUCCUGUUCCAUCUGAAAAGACAUUGGAUGCAGCAGAGACGAAGCUUAAAGACAAGACCAAGUUUCUACGAUUUAUGCGGAGAGUCCUUGCUUGGGACCCCAAGAUGCGACCGACAGCUAAAGAACUUAUGACAGACCCCUGGUUGUUGGAGGAGGCUUGA